Messenger RNA from Lactuca saligna, 687 nucleotides. Lineage: Eukaryota; Viridiplantae; Streptophyta; Magnoliopsida; Asterales; Asteraceae. The record is from the annotation of a GenBank genome assembly.
AUGGCCCUCCACUCGCUGGUUCUAAACCCUGAAGACACGACGACCACCACCACCAUUACUAAACCAAUGGAAGAACUUUCAACAAUGGUGAAACCUGAUCAGGCCUUAUACCCCAUAACAUUAAAGUUUGAAGAGGUUGUUUAUAAAGUCAAAAUUGAAGUCAACCCGGCUGACCUUUUUCUUGAUCUUGCUAAUGCUAAAUCGGAAGGAAUUGCACUUGAUUCAAUGCAUGAUUAUGAGCAAGGUGAAAACACGGACGAUGAGAAGAAUUCAAUUAGGCAACAACUCAUCACUUGUUAUGAAACAAGGCUGAAAACUGAUGAAGCUAGGAGAAAUCAAGGUGGCAAAGCAAUCCAUGCUUCAUGGACAAAUUAUGAUGAUCUUAAUGAAUAUUUUUGUCAGGAGAUGUCAAGAUCACGUUUUAGUGUGGAGCUUGAUGCUGCAAAUGAAAAAAUAAUCUCGUUUACUGUUGACACGUUGAAGCGGCAGUUGCAUUUUGAGCCCACUGCUUAUGGUUGUUGCGACAGGGAUGAUCCAGACGUACCAUGUAAUGAUGAUAUCUUUUUACUGUUUCAUCCUUCUACUCCUUUUCCUCCUUGUAUUGGACAAGUUGCUACAACAGAUUCCAUGUGUCCAUUAUCUCCCUCAUCUCAUGUGAAAGUUGAACAGGGGAUAAUCACAGUAUGA